AUGAUGAACACAACGAAACUCAUCAAGAUGGCCAAGAAAUGGCAACAGAGAGCAGCUCUCAAGAGGAAAAGAAUCUCAUUUCAGAGAUCCAUUUCUACUACUAGCAGCUCAACUGCAGCAGAGAAGGGUUGCUUUGUAGUCUACACGGCAGAUAAUACCCGGUUUGCUUUUCCGAUAAGUUAUCUGAGCAACUGUGUUUUCCAAGAGAUCUUAAAGAUAGCGGAAGAAGAGUUUGGCAUCCCAAGCGGUGGACCAAUCACGUUGCCCUUUGAUUCGGUUUUCUUGGAGUAUCUAAUCAAACUGAUCGAAAGACGAAUGGAUGGAGACACAGAAAAGGCUCUGUUAAUGUCAAUCUCAAGUGCUAGAUGUUCUUUACAACAACAAGAACAACAUUGUCAUACUACUCAACAAUUACUUGUGUUUUAA
Messenger RNA from Arabis nemorensis, 426 nucleotides. Lineage: Eukaryota; Viridiplantae; Streptophyta; Magnoliopsida; Brassicales; Brassicaceae. The record is from the annotation of a GenBank genome assembly.